GAGCUUGAUUACUAUUGGCGGAAACAGUAGUGUAUGUAGAGGCUUUCCUGCGCCAGGCUCUCUACCUCAGUAGUGUUGAGGUGCUGGAGAAGGUUGGAGGUCAUCAGCGAAAUGCUUCUUCUGACUAUUUGCUGCUGUCUGCUAGGUGUGGUGUGUGCUGGUCCUAGGCAAGAUGACAUUGUCGACGCAGCCACAGAUCAAGAAGCUGGAGACUUGAAAACAAUGGCUUCUCUGGUAGACAUAAUGUCUGAGGCUGACGUGACAAGUUAUGAAGACAUCUUGGCCAGUAAUCCAGAUAAAGAUGCAUCAUGGAUUCUCCACUAUAUAAAAGAAAACGAAUUAGCUGACUUAGAUGAGGAAAUGGUUGAAGAAUAUUUCAAAGGUUUCAUAAGGAUGGAAAUGACAUCAUUAAUGGAACUGGUCCCUGAACCCCUGGCAAGAUUCUCUGGACUAAGGUCUAGGGAGUGCUCAACAAUGAAGCUCAUGGGAGAAUUCAAAUCUGAUCCAAGAAAAGUAAAGCAGUCCAAUUCCAUGGAUCAAAUGCCCCUCAACGAAUAUUCUAAGAGGAAUAUGGCAUAAUGCCAAAAGUAUUUAAACUGAGUAUAUACUUCCUUGUCUGUGGCUUACUGCAUACUGUAUUUUGUCUGACAAAAUCUCCAUGUCGACCUGAUUCAAUACCAAUUAGUACUCUUCAUAAUUUUCCAGUUUAUGAAUUGGUAAUUUAAGCAAACUUAAAUCAAAACAAAACUAAAACCUGUUAAGAAAGCAAUUUUAAAAAGAUACUGUAUCAUUUCAAUUUGGUACAGAGAUUUACAAUAUUUACUGUAAACCUAUUAUCUUGAAGGAAAAUAAACAUUUGACAGUUUAGCCUUUUGUAUUUCCUUCAGUGCUGUAUAGCCCUUGUGGCUUAGCGCUUCUUUUUUAUUAUAAUGUAUUUAAUUCAGAAAUAAAUAAGGAUGACAGACUUAGGCAAAAACCAUAAGUAUGUUCAAACAUAUGGUUGACUGACCAUAGAAUGGCAUACAAAUUUAAUUACAAGCAAUUAUAGUUAAAUUGUAUUAUAUAACUUUAAUAAGAGAACUAAAAACCAGCCCUAUUUUUAUUCA
Cherax quadricarinatus is the source of this 1106-nucleotide messenger RNA. RefSeq lists its product as uncharacterized. The record is from RefSeq and is a predicted model, not a curated record. NCBI's taxonomy places the organism in Eukaryota, Metazoa, Arthropoda, Malacostraca, Decapoda, Parastacidae.